Messenger RNA from Coniosporium apollinis CBS 100218, 4737 nucleotides. Its product is annotated as VPS15 protein kinase. Lineage: Eukaryota; Fungi; Ascomycota; Dothideomycetes. Gene Ontology annotation, biological process: protein phosphorylation; macroautophagy; protein targeting to vacuole. The transcript is spliced from 2 exons. Bases 1 to 4737 code for a protein of 1578 amino acids. The record is from RefSeq and is a predicted model, not a curated record. Gene Ontology annotation, cellular component: phosphatidylinositol 3-kinase complex, class III, type I; late endosome; nucleus-vacuole junction. Gene Ontology annotation, molecular function: protein serine/threonine kinase activity; ATP binding; protein binding.
AUGGGGCAAGGCUACUCCCUCACGACCCUUUCGGCAGGGUCGGCGACUAUCGAUGUGCCGGAGCUGUCAGAUCUUUCCUACGAGAAGUCGCUGGGAGAUGGACGUUUGAUGAAAUGCAUACGGGCACGGCAUCGAAACGGCUUGGUUGUCGUAAAAGUGGCCAUGAAGCCCUACGCGAGCAUGAAACUGGACCGCUAUGUCAACGCGCUCUUGGAAGAGCGCAGAGAACUGGCCCAAAUACCAAAUGCUCUGGCCUACCAUCGGAUUCUGGAGACACCCACCAACGGAUAUCUCAUCCGCCAGUAUAUCCACAGCUCACUUUAUGAUCGCAUGAGCACUCGACCAUUCCUAGAGGACAUCGAAAAGAGAUGGUUGGCGUUUCAACUGCUGUGUGCUGUGCGGGACUGUCACGCUCGGAACAUUUACCACGGCGACAUCAAGACAGAAAACAUCCUGGUAACCUCGUGGAACUGGUUGUACCUAGCGGACUUCUCGUCCAGCUUCAAGCCGAUUUACUUGCCGGAAGACAAUCCUGCGGACUUCUCUUUCUACUUCGACGCUUCAGGACGGCGUACUUGCUAUGUUGCGCCAGAACGGUUCCUAGGUGCUGGUAGCUCGAACGAGGGCACCGGCAAGCUCACUUGGGCCAUGGAUAUCUUCAGUGUCGGCUGUGUGAUCGCUGAGAUCUUCCUUGAGACACCGAUUUUCAACUACAGUCAGCUGUUCAGAUACCGCGCCGGCGAGUAUGAGCCACAACAUGUGCAUCUGAACAAGAUCGAAGACAAAGCUGUCCGCGAACUGGUGCAGCACAUGAUCCAGCUGGAACCGGAGUCAAGAUAUUCGGCCGAGGAGUACCUCAAUUUUUGGCGCCAGAAGACAUUUCCCGACUAUUUCUUCAACUUUCUGCAUCAGUACAUGUACACCAUUACGGAUCCCUCGUCCGGCCAUGGACCGAUAGGAUCUGAGAAAUCCGAAGAGUCAGAUAAUCGCAUUGACAAGAUCUACUACGAUUUCGACAAGAUAACAUAUCUCCUUGACAAUGAUGCUGACAGCGAAUCGAUCAAACCGCGAGAGUCCACCCCGAAGAAAUGGAAUGAUGUUUUCCCUCUCCACAUAGACAUUCCAAAUUACCAACAUCAAGCAUCUGCUUCCAUGAGCCGGACAGUCGACGACGGCACACUAAUGUUCCUGACGGUGGUUGUUGCGGCGCUUCGAACUACAGCUCGGGCGAAAGCUCGCCUCCGAGCCUGUGAGUUGAUGCUGGCUUUUGCCGAGAGGUGUACCGAUGAGGCAAAGCUUGACCGCAUACUACCUUAUUUGGUCUCUCUUCUCAAUGACAAGUCCGACAUGGUCAAAGUGACGGCUCUCCGGAAUAUGACACAGCUUAUAGACCUUGUGUCGGUUGUCUCGCCGACAAACGUGUACCUGUUCCGUGACUACCUUCUAUUACAGUUACCGUUUGGGAACGAAGCCUUCAUGAAGCCCAGCCAGUUGGUGCGAGCAGCGUAUGCAUCUUGCCUGGCUCCAUUGGCAACUACAGCAUCAAGAUUCUUGGACAUGAUGCAGGCCUUACGAGCUGAUGGCUCAUUGCCGAGUUCGGGUUCAGAAGGUGAGGAAAACGGAGCAGGCCAUCAUACGUUCCGUGAGCUCUUCGACAGUGCCCGGGUCGAUCUCCUCAGGCACUUCGAGGUUCCUACGAAGGCUCUCCUCACAGACAGGGAGUCUGCGGUCAAACGGGCUUUCCUAGGAUCGGUUUCUAAUCUCUGCGUCUUCUUCGGAAAUCCCAGAGCCAAUGAUGUCAUACUUAGCCAUCUCAACACCUAUCUGAAUGAUAAAGACUGGAUGCUGAAGUGUGCCUUCUUCGAGACUAUCGUUGGUGUGGCAACCUACGUAGGCGGUGCAAGUCUCGAGGAGUUCAUACUACCGCUCAUGAUCCAAGCUUUGACUGACCCUGAAGAGUUCGUUGUCGAGCGGGUAAUCACAUCUUUGGCCUCCAUUGCACAGCUGGGUCUGUUCCAGCGCUCAAAGACCUGGGAACUUGUCGACGUUAUCGGACGCUUCACUGUUCACCCGAAUAUAUGGAUCCGAGAAGCAGCAGCUCAGUUUGUGUCCUCUGCUACCACGUAUCUCUCAACUGCCGAUAACCACAGCAUCAUCGUACCACUAGUCAAACCCUACCUCAAAGUGCUUCCUACCGAGUUCUCUGAGAUAAAGCUCUUAGACUCGUUGAGGAAACCCCUUCCUCGGCCUGUGCUGGAUCUAGCAUCUACCUGGGCUCUACAGGGCGACAAUGGACUAUUCUGGAAGCCAGCACAGCAGCAACGGACCUUCUCAUUCAGUUCAGCAAACGAGGCUGUACCCACCGUAUCGGCUAGAGACCUAGGGCCAAAAUCUCUUUCGAGAGUACCGAAGAAUGAAGACGAUGAAAAAUGGCUUGCACGCCUCCGCAGUAUUGGAAUGACCGCGGAUGAUGAGUUCAAGCUCAUUGCUUUGCGAGAGUACAUCUGGAAAUCAGCCCGCCGGAAAAAGAUGGAAGAGUCUACGCCGACGCCACCCAUCUUCAAUGACAUUGUGAAGCUCAAAGAUCUGGGGAUCAAUCCCCAGAUCGUCUUCUUCGAUCACAAUGUAGACCUCCUGAGCCCAAAUGGCCAAAUGCAAUAUGCGGAGACAAAACCUCACACGAUUGCUGACGCAUUGCUUGACGCGUCGACAACAGCGGACGAUGCCAACGCUCACCACGUAGCACCCCGUACGAACGGACAUACCGACCGUCCGAACAGUAACGGGUCCGCUGCGCUAGAACCACCAGCUCUGCCAACGUCACCAGGUCAGCUUGAAGGGGUCUUGUUCCCCUCUUCAAAAUCUAGCCCUCAUCGGCGGUCUCUCCAGGUGCCUAACAGAACCUCGAAAGACACUGCGCAUGAUGGAAUGCCAUCCUCCCUGGAAUCGGAUGGAGACCUGAGUCUUGGAUCUCACAAUCACCCGAUACGAAACAAGAGCAUUGCUAUCAAUCUAAUAAGCCGAAAUCAACCACCAAGCAAGGCCGAGGCCGAGACCUCGACAACAUCUGCAACUGCCUUCGGUAAAGUGGAUGGAUUGCAACCGCGCGAUGGAACUCUUCAAAGGAAGCCGUCGCCGCUUGCAUUGGCGCAACAGCAGCAUCGAUCACUGGCGAAAGAAGGGAAGUAUCAGGCAGUCCACACGUACACUGGCCACGAUCCCAGUGUUCUGAAGCUUCUCGAUUCCUUCUACCUUGAGAACUAUCCGGCAGAUUACGUGGAGUUUGGCCCAUUAGUAACGCCAAUGAGUGGCAGGCAGCCGAUCAAGCGCAGCAGUGGGCUCAACUCAUCUAUUCCUUGGAGACCUGAAGGCAACCUCGUCGCAACGAUGGGAGAGCAUACGGGUGCCAUCAACCGAGUGGUUGUCGCUCCUGAUCAUGCUUUCUUCAUCACCGGCUCUGACGAUGGAUCGGUGAAGGUAUGGGAUACUGGUCGCUUGGAGCGGAAUGUGGCACACAGAUCUAGGGCGACGUACAAGCACGCUGCAGGGGUCGCGGUCACAGCCCUGGCUUUCAUCGAAAACACGCAUUGCUUCAUCAGUACUGGGAGCGACGGUAGCGUGCAUGUGGUUAAGGUCGAUUACUCGGAAGGCAACGAGGCUCGAGGGCCACGAUUCGGCAAACCAGUAAUGCUACGCGAGUACCACUUACCUGAAGAACACGCGGUGUGGGCGGAGCAUUUCAAAUCAGACAGCCAAUCGAUACUCAUGCUAGCUACCAACAACUCGCGCGUCGUGGCAAUAGAGUUGCGGACGAUGACUGAGCUGUACGAGCUCAACAAUCCCAUUCACCACGGCACGCCGACCUGUUUCUGUAUCGACCGCAAACACCACUGGCUACUCCUCGGCACUACACACGGCGUCCUCGACCUCUGGGACCUGCGCUUCCGGCUGCGGCUCAAAGGCUGGGCCUUCUCGGGCGCCUCGCCCAUCCACCGCAUCCGCAUGCAAACGCUCAAGGGCUCGCACAAGCGCGUCUGCAUCGCGGGCGGAACAGGCCAAGGCGAGGUCACGGUCUGGGACAUCGAGAAGACGACCUGCAAAGCGAUCUACCGCACUAAGGACUGCAAGGACACCAGCAAAGGCCACACCCUCAUUGACGUCGACGAAGAGCGCCCGGGCGGCAUGCUCAGCCGCUUCGCGACCAGGAACCUGGAGCCCAGCAGCGGCGGCACGGAUCGUGGCAUUCGCGCUCUGGCGCUCGGCACGCAUGUCCCGGAAGAUGGCUCGGAGCCGAGACAUUUCUUCAUGCUGACUGCUGGCCCGGACUGGAAGGUCAGGUACUGGGACACGAACCGCGAUCGCGUUGAGUCGUCCAUGGUCAUCAGCGGGCUGGGACUCGAGGAACCGAAGCCGGUGUACCGUGCCAAGCCGACGGCGACGGAGACGAUCAUCGUGCAGGAGAUGACGCCGGAGCAGCUGGCUGCGGAGGUGGAGGGUGAGCAGGGGGGAAAGAAGGGUGCUUCGGGCAGGGCAGGGGAGGGGAGGGCGGGAUCGUCGAACUCAUCGGGGAAACGCGACGCGGGGAAGAAGCCAUCGAGGUCUUCGCUCAUGUCGCUGCAGCAGCAACUUUUGCUCAAGAGCCACCUCGAUACUAUUACGGACGUUGCGUUGUUGGAGCAUCCGUAUGGGAUGGUUGUCUCGGUGGAUCGGUCGGGCGUCAUCUAUGUAUUCCAGUAG